GACGUGGCGGCGGAAGCGGAAGCCGGUGGCGCGGCCCGGACAUGGCGGGACGGACGAACGCGGCCCGGGCCCGGCUGCGGCUCCUGGCGGCGCUGCUGCUGCUGCUGCUGCUGCCGUUGGGGGCGGCGGCGGCGGGCGCGCCGGAGGCUGUGGUGGAGCUGCGCGAGGACCGUGCCUGCUAUCAGGCUGCCUCUCACCGCUUCUGCUACACCAACACGCGCGCCCCGCAGUGGCACGACAUCUGGACCAGGGUGCAGAUCCGCGUCAACAGCAGCCAGGGCAUCCGGGUCACCCAGGUGGACAGCGAGGAGGAGCUGAGGGAGCUGGAGGAGUUCAGGGUGUGGAAUUUCCUCUUCUCCUUCCUGAAGGAGAAGCUGAACAACACCAGCAUCGACGUGGAUCUCUAUGGCAAAAAAACCUGCCUGAAGGUCGAGGUGCCGGAGGCCGGCACCACAUACUGCGUCAUGCUGUCCCGGCGGUUUGACCCUAAACUGUUCCUGGUGUUCUUCCUGGGCCUGUUGUUGUUCUUCUGCGGGGAUGUGCUGAGCAGGAGCCAGCUCUUCUACUACUCAGCCGGGAUAAGCAUUGGCUUGCUGGCCUCGGUGCUCAUCGUCUUCUACGUCAUGUCCAAGGUCAUGCCCAAGAAAAGUCCUGUUUACUUACUUCUGGUAGGAGGCUGGUCCUUUUCCCUCUACCUGCUUCAGCUCAUCUUCAAGAACCUACGGGAGAUCUGCAAGUCCUACUGGCAGUACCUGCUGAGUUACAUGCUGCUCGUGGGCUUGGUGAGCUUCGGCGUGUGCUACCGGUACGGCCCGCUGGAGAACGAGCGCAGCAUCAACCUGCUCUCCUGGACCCUGCAGCUCCUGGGCCUGCUGCUGAUGUACUCGGGCAUCCAGAUCCGCCCCGUGGCCUUGGCCUUGGUGCUCGUAGCCAUCUGCGCCAAGCACCUGGACCACCCUGUGCAGUGGGCCUAUGCUGCCUACAGGAGAGCGCAGAGCGCCCGGCUGGGGCCGAGCCCCCCCCGCCUGCUGACCGAGGAGGAGUACCGCAUCCAGGGCGAGGUGGAGACACGCAAGGCCCUCGAGGAGCUUCGAAGCUAUUGCAGAAGCCCGGAUUUCUCUGCCUGGACCGCAGUGUCCCGCAUCCAGUCUCCCAAGAGCUCCCUGCAUGCCAGGACCUCGCAGGCCACGUGGACGUGAUGGCACAGCCACGUCUUGGUGGCUUCUUCCCAGGUUUGCUGACUUCGUGGGCGGCGCCUCUCACCUCACCUCCAGAGAGAUUUCUUUCCAUGAGCAGGAGUAUGGCCUGGGUGGCAGCUUAUUUGAGGAGCAGCUCUUUGAGGAGGAGGAGGAAGAUGACUCCUUUGACACAGACCACAGGAGUGGCUCCCUGUCCUACAACCGCCUGGAUGCUGAUUGAGGUCAGCUGCCCCGGACCCUGGAAGGCGAGAGGCAGAACUGCUGGAGUCACCCUGCUUCCCUGACACCUGCGGUGCCCAAAGCCUUGUUUACAGGGGACAGCUGGUGUCGUCUGUGCCCAUCGCCUCUGAUCCCACCCCAAGCAGGGCUCCUGUUCGCCCUGCAGCAGAGCCGGGCUGGAAAGAGGACACGGGGAGCUGGCGCCCUCGUUUUCCCCAGGCAGUUCCAGCCAGGCUGAGGCACCAAAUGUCAUCGCAGCUCUCGUUGGCAGAGGGUUGCAGGGGCUGGUCCUUGACCAUGAGGUCUGUGUUGCUGCCGCAAUGUAGGACACUGGUCUGGAGUUGAGCUGGACUGGAGCCACCCUGGCUUUUGGGGUGUGUGCUUGCGUGCCUCCUGCUGCACACCUCGGAGGGGCAGGGACCUCCUUCCCAGGCCUUGGCGCUGAGCUGCCUCCUGUGUGCGCUGAGCACCAUGCCCCCGCGCUGUGGCUGGUGGGGGGGAGCCCCUCUCCCCCCCCCCCUUGCUCUGCCAGGGCGUCUCCACCUUUCAGGGUGGGGAUGGAACAAAAGGUCCACCUCGCGUGCAGAUGCCUGCAGGAGACAUGUUCAUAAAGGAACUUUGGACCCAUCCUGCCAGUACCUGCGUGCUCAGUACCUGCGUGCUCAGCACCUGCGUGCUCAGCACCUGCCUGCUGCGAGGCUGCAGUGUGGGGCGAGCACACCGGGGGCGGCUGCUGCUCCUCCUCCUCGUGCUUACCAAAGGUGCCCGAGGGCUGCAGCUGCUCAGGCUGUGCCUCUGACUUGGCGUAAUCCCCUGCAGCUACCAAAAAUCCCCCAGCGCUUCCCAGGCAGAGCCCCAGCUCCGUGGGCGGGGGGGUGUGAGAGCUGGGUGUGAGGCCCCGUGCCCCGCGGGUCGCCCCCAGCACCCCUCGCGGGUGCUGGCUCAGCCUCCCCUUCUCCCAGUGCGGACGUGCGCCCUGCCCAGCGGGGUGCUGGUGCUUCCGUGCCCUUUCCUCCUGGUGCCAGCCGGCACCGGGCACCCGCGUGCUCCCGCAGCAGCACCUGGGAGUGCACCCACAAAGUGCCUGCGCCGGGGGGUGCCGGAGCUGUUGCACUGCUGCUUUCAGCCCCGUCCCCACCACGCUCCUCUUGCGGCCAGCGCAGGGCAGGAGGCCUGGUGAAGAAGCCUGGAUGAAGCAGAGGUCUGGGGGGGGUGGGACGCCCAAAUCUAUGCAACUUCUUGUGGGAGUGUGGCCGUGGGGUUCGACAAGCCCCGUGGUUGGUGAUGACAUCGGACUCAACGAUGAGGCCAGGAGGAACGUAAGGUGUAUACGAGGAACAAAGAAGGGUGAUUCAGGAGACGCCUUGCCGUUAAGGCAUGGAAGUUGCUGGGUGUUUGCUGUUGUCAGGCAAAGUUGUUGACCAACAAAUAAUUAGUGAAAAAGUACUGCUGUAGAGCGAAUGGUGUGAGAAGGGAGCCUGUCCUCAAUAAGGGGAAGCCGAAGUUAUGUCAUUAAUAACGUAGUAGCAGUUACUGAUCCUAAAAGAGCCCUGGUAUCCGAGUGGUCUUUACGCCACAACUUCUUUGCAAUAAAACUGCCCUCCGGUAGCCUCACUGCCCUGGGCUGCUCCCCUACCCCUACCUUGCCGUGCUGCUGCCCCUGCUUACGCUUUUGAUUUAUUUCUGGCCUAGGUUUGCUCUGCUCCAGCACUGAGCUUUACCCCCGCGUGAGCAGCCUCUGCUGAUGCCUCCCUCUGUCUCCUUGGUGUGCUUAAUGCAGGUUGGCGACCGAGUAUAUUUUUUUAAUAAAGGUAUGUUUUCUAG
Molecule: messenger RNA, 3242 nt
Organism: Cygnus atratus (black swan)
Lineage: Eukaryota; Metazoa; Chordata; Aves; Anseriformes; Anatidae
Gene: NEMP1
Product: nuclear envelope integral membrane protein 1
Exons: 9
Coding region: 42-1199 (385 amino acids)
Cellular component (GO): nuclear envelope
Source: RefSeq, a predicted model, not a curated record